UGAGCUGAGGUACAGUGCUCAAGUGUUUGUAUUUGACUGGCAAUGGCGGCUUCUCUGUUCCAGCUCUGUGGGGUGUUUUGGACUACACUGGGGCUCUUCCUUGUUGUCACAGACACUUCAGCUUCUGUAAGUUGGACAAAUUCACGCUUCAUUGCUGCAAGACGAGGUUCCCACAUCACUCUCAGCUGCUCUUCUAACUCUAUGGUAAAUUGGUACAAAGAGAAUGAGAAGGGCAAGUAUCAGAACCUAAUGAACGAUUCGAGGAUACACGUGACAAGAAAUGAAUUAAAGGUGAUGAUAAAGAUUGAAAAAAUCCAGUACACUGACAGUGGUAUCUACUUCUGUGAGAGCAACAAUUCAUACAAGAGCAGGAAAAUACACUGUGGCACGGAACUCAGAGUUAUGGGUAUCAGCACUUUUGAGCAGGUGCAGAAUCGGCACACCCUGAAAGAUGCCAUUAUUGUGAUUCAGUCCAUUCUUCUUGUCCUGUUCGUGAGCAUCCCUCUGUUCCUAACUCUGGGGAAGGGUGAACACAAAGAUGCAUCUGGGGAAGACCACACUUACGAGGGAUUGAUGGUUGAAUUAGCCGAUACAUAUGAAGAUAUUGGUACUUACCAGGACAGAGCAGAGAAGUGGGAUUUGGGGGAACAUCCAUGCGAGGAGUGAAAGGAUUUGCAGUAUUCCCAGCAAGGCGUGCUGCACCUGACUUGACCGAUGGGACAACACUUCCUGCUGUGGCUAUGGCCAGUGUGAAACCCCCACUCAGAGGAGACACUAGAGGAUUUUAUUUGCUUCAGUGCUCUAUCUCUCGCUUGCAUAUCUAUCAUCACCUGAAGAGCUAACACAAAAUGCAAUACCCACAUACCCAAUUCCUUC
This is a messenger RNA of Elgaria multicarinata webbii, 876 nucleotides long. It is a transcript of the gene CD79B, whose product is annotated as CD79b molecule. The coding region runs from base 43 to 666 and encodes 207 amino acids. Gene Ontology annotation, biological process: B cell differentiation; B cell receptor signaling pathway. The record is from RefSeq and is a predicted model, not a curated record. The transcript has 5 exons. Lineage: Eukaryota; Metazoa; Chordata; Lepidosauria; Squamata; Anguidae. Gene Ontology annotation, cellular component: external side of plasma membrane; B cell receptor complex.